Annulohypoxylon truncatum is the source of this 1733-nucleotide messenger RNA. RefSeq lists its product as uncharacterized. NCBI's taxonomy places the organism in Eukaryota, Fungi, Ascomycota, Sordariomycetes, Xylariales, Hypoxylaceae. The record is from RefSeq and is a predicted model, not a curated record. Gene Ontology annotation, molecular function: protein binding. The transcript has 2 exons. Bases 488 to 1432 code for a protein of 314 amino acids.
CAUUCAAGUCAGGUUGUACAAUAGCUUGUUUGUACCUUACGUAUUGCACAUGUGUCCCUUCCUCGAAUCAUCUAUCCGUAGUAGAAUCUAGAAGGCCGUUUCUAGUCUUUGAACAGGAACAAGCAGCAGUAGCCACCCAUCAUGCAGUAGGCUAUUUAGAAGCUACACAUAUUUAAAUCGCAAUAGAAGGACCCUGCAUCUUGUCACCUACUUCUCUCACACAUAUAUUGAACCUAAAUAUCUCUCUACAUAUCUGUUCAACCUAUCAGAUACUUUAAUUCCUUGGUCCUUUUUCUAGACUGGCACAGAACCCCUCCUUGCCACAGAGGACCCCGCCCUUUUCGCUCCAGUUAACAAGAGUUAACAAGACCUACAUACAAGCCGACCCAUCAGUCGAUUACUCUAUCCCUACCUCAUUUCGAUAAAUCGAUAUCACAACACCGUAUCAUAUCUCAUCACAUUACAUCGCCAAGUAAAAUCUGUACGUAUGGCAGAUUUCGCGCCACCUACGGGCCCGCCGCCCCCUAAGGUACCAGCUGGUUGGGUCGCCCGCUGGAACGACCAGUACAGUGAAUGGUUCUACGUCAACUCAUAUACCAAGAAGUCGCAAUGGGAGAAACCCACCGAGCCUGCCCUCGAUCCGAACGGUCCAGACGGCAUGCCCCCAGGCCCUCCUCCGGGAUACUCCCCCGGUUCCGGUCCCACACCUAGCGAUUCCAAGUCUGCGACCGGGCACAACAACCCCUUCAUCAACGAGUCCACGAAACCCGGCUCCAGCACUCACGUUGACGAGGACGCCGACGCGCGAUUAGCGCGGCAGCUGCAAGAGGAAGAGAACGCCCGUAGUAUGGGAGGAGGCACUGCGUCAUCGUACGCUAGCACCCCGGUGCCGGGCCAGGGUUACUCGUCUUAUCCAGAUCAACUGCCCACGCGAGGUUCUGGCAGCGGGACUACCGACAAGGCAAAGGGCCUUCUAGGGAAGUUCUUCGGCAAUAAGAACAAGCAGCACGGCGCGGGCGGAUAUGGUGGAGGAUACGGCGGCGGAUACCCCGGACAGCAAUACCCUCCCCAGCAACAGUACGGCGGCUACGGCACACCCCCGCCACAGCAGGGCUAUUACCAAAGCCCCCCGCCUCAGGGCCAGUACGGAGGAUACGGCGCACCUCCACCGCAGCAGUAUGGCGGGUAUGGAGGUUACCCUCCGCAAAACCAGGGCGGGUACUACGGCCAACAAGCCCCGCCUAAGAAGUCCGGCGGUAUGGGUGCUGCCGGAGGAGCGGCGCUGGGUCUGGGCGCUGGUUUGAUCGGAGGUGCGUUGAUCACCGAUGCGAUUGAAGACCACGAACAGGACGCAUACCAGGAUGGUUACCAGGAUGGGCAGGACAAUGACUAUGGCGGUGGUGGCGACGACUUUGGUGGUGGUGAUUUCUAAGGUUCUCUAGGACCGACUGAGAUUAUGGGAAUAUGGCAUUUGUGAUUCUAGGGCUGUGUUUAUAUCGCAAUGUGUUUUUAACCUUUACACCCGUAUGCAUACUUCUCAGAGAUAUGGGAAGGGGAGAAGGAGAAUGAACAGGUUAGACUGGAGAUUCAAGAAAGGAAGCAAUAAGCAAUAAGCAUGCAUACGUUGAAUUAUGAAUGAUACGAGCCAGAACCGGCAAUAUAAAUGGGAUGAGAAAUAAAUAAGAAAAAGCAGACGGAUGUAUGUAAAACGUGAAAUUUCGGCUUGUCUAGCA